UGGGGCCUCCGGAGCCCGGGGGGAGGAGUGCAGCCUGGGGAUCAUUAACAGAGAAGGGACAGAGCACGGGAGGGAGGAUAUGAACCCGGAUCCCUGGGGCAGGGCCUUCGACCGGCGAAGCCCCCCAGGGCAGGAACCCAAUUGCUGAAGGCUGGGUCUCGGGGGCACUUGCAGCCACCGAUCAGCCCAGGAGAGGUCCGUGCCCCCGGCCAGCCCGACAGAGGCACCCGUCUGUUUUAGAUACUCUUCACUGUGAUAUCUGGGGAAACUGAGGCACGGAGAAACCAAGACCAUAGCACAGCAGAACCUUGAACCCAGGUCUCCCUAGUCUGCAGCUGUGCCUCUGACCCCUAGCUGAGCCUGCCUUCUGCUCCCCAGGCCAGACGGGGGUGGGGUCCAGCUGUGAGGUGCCCCAGGACAGAGACACCCCCUGGUGUGGGGGUGUUUCCGUGCAGAUGUUGCUACCUCCUAGGACCGCACCGCUGGAGGUUUGGGAUGCUGAGUGUGGGGGCUUGCAGCGAACCGAAUGGGGAUUAGGCAACCUGCUUUGGACAGGGGAAAGGAAGGACAGACGACUGUGAGCUUUGUAUCUGGGCAGCGCCCGGCGCAGAGAGAGAGAGAGAGAGAGGACAGACCAUCUGACCAGGUGGGCAGGGAGGUUGGCAGAGAGCAGAGUGUGUUGGGGAGGUGUCUGUGUGUGUGUGUGUGGGGUGCCCCAAUUGCCACGGGGCCCAUGGCGGCCUCCCAGCUGGACUGCCUGGAGGACGCCCCCGCAGGGAACCCGGUGAUUGAAUCCAGGCCUGAAUUCUUCUACUCGGAGGGGCAGCGGAUGGCUGUGGAGGCCCUGCUGGCCGGAGGGCAGUCAGCCUACGCGCAGCGCCUGGCGCAGGACCGGCUGCGCCCCUUCCUGUCCGAUGACGAGCUCCAGCACCUGGCCGAGGGGGCCCGGGACAUCCCCGAGCCUGCGGGGGAGCAGGACGGGGAUGCCGACGAGCUCAGCCUCAGCUACUGGCCUGGGUGCUCGGACGAGCCCAUCCCCGAACUGGAGCUGGGCUGGCCCCUGGACAGGAACUGGAAGGGCACCACCUGCGUGGAGGUCUACACCCACCCGCCGGGGGACGGAGCCCCCAAGGUCAAGGAGCUGGUGCGCAGGAAAAUUCAGCAGGCUGCCAAGGUGAUUGCCAUAGUGAUGGACGUCUUCACGGACCCUGAUAUCCUGCUGGAUCUGCACGAGGCCGGCAUGCAGCGCGGGGUCCCCGUGUACCUGAUCCUGGGGGAACAGCACCUGGCCGCCUUCCUCAGCAUGGCCGAGGGCGCCUGCCUCAAUGUGCACUACAUGCAGAACCUGCGGGUCCGGGUCAUUGCGGGCUGCACCUUUUGGAGCCGAAAGCGCAAACAGGUCACUGGGACCCUGAAGGAAAAAUUCCUGCUGAUCGACGGGGACACAGUGAUAACAGGGAGCUACAGCUUCACGUGGAGCGAUGCCCGGCUGAGCCGCCAGCUGGUGACGCUGCUGACGGGCGAGAUCACCGGGGCCUUCGACCGCGAGUUCCGGACCCUCUACGCCGCCUCCCGCCCACUGGCGCCCGCUCAGGUCCCCCUGCUCAGCCCCCCAGCCCCGCCCCGGGAUGGCUGCCCCAACGGCCAGCCUGCCCCCUACCGCAGCGAGCUGGGCGGGCUGCAGCUCUCCAAGGGCGCCCACCGGGUGGCCGAGCGCCGCUCUGUGGCCCCCCAGCCCGUGGCCAAGAGCCGGGCCGGGGAGUGGGAGCUGGUGCGGGCCACCCGGGCCACAGCCGGCGACGAGCCCCCAGCCCUGCCCCGGCGCCUGGGCCCCGAGGGCCACAGCGCCCUGAGCGACGUGGACCAGGGUGGCCGGCCAGGCCGGCUGGCGAGCGCCAUGGGGCAGAGACCCAGCAAGUCCCUCUGGGACCUGAGCCGCCUCUCCCAGCUCUCCGGCUCCAGCGACAGCCUUGAGCCGGGGGACGAGACGAAGGGCAAGCACCAGUGGGGCCUGCCGGACACGCCAGCCCGGGCGCUGAUGAGGCGGAGGGGGGCUCCCCCCGCCGGCGAGGAGCCCCGCCCUUUCCCCGUCUUCCUGUCGCCCGCCUACGCGCCCCCGCCGCAGGGCUUCCGGGCCUUGGGCCGGCUGCAGGGGCAGCUCUACCAUGGGGCCUUGGCCCUGCCCCGGGUCUGGGGGGGCCCCCACGGCUACAGCAGGGAGCGUCGCUAUUGAACGGGCAGCUACCGGUAUCGGCCGGCUGGGGGGCGGGGGGGGCGGCAGAUGAGAGACCACCCCCCCCCCCACACACACACACAUCUUCCCAGGCUGCCCCCAACUGGGGUAGGCCCAUCGGUUACGCUGGACCCAGCGUGGGAGCAGGGAGUUACGCUGGGAGGAGUUGGGGCCGGCUUAUGGGGUGAACUGGAACUGCCCUGCACGCUCCGGGCCCGGUUGUCAGCCCGGGGUUGAACGGGUGAGGCUGGAAAGUCCCUGGAAUCAACCCGGCCCUGGGAGCCGCAGUGCUGGUGUCGCUGGGGGGAACUGGGGGGCCUGGAGGGGGCCAGGGCUUGGUGUUUUGCAGCCCUGCGGGCGGGCGAGUACGGAUUAUACGGGGACACGAAAGCGGGAGGGGGAGGAUGAUUGGGGGCAG
Molecule: messenger RNA, 2651 nt
Organism: Dermochelys coriacea (leatherback sea turtle)
Lineage: Eukaryota; Metazoa; Chordata; Testudines; Dermochelyidae
Product: protein FAM83E-like
Exons: 6
Coding region: 527-2233 (568 amino acids)
Source: RefSeq, a predicted model, not a curated record